AUGGCUUCCAACCCGCUGCAGAACCCCUCGCUGCCCUCGCUGCCCCAGCACCAGCAGAACGACACGGGCUUGACUUCGGCCCUCGCCAGCCGGUACCACGCACACCUCCCCAUUGCGGCCCUCUCCUCCCAGGGCAUUGUCGCCAUCAACACAUGCACAGACGCGAGUCUCGGUGUAGAUGGUGGUAAAGAGGGAAGCGCCCAUCAGGCCGCCGAGGACCUCUCGCACAGGGCCUACACGCGCCUGGGACACCGCUCCGAGGACCAAGCCAUUGUCUUCCUUGGCGAGUCUGGCUCCGGAAAGACGACCAUCCGCGGACACAUGCUGAGGUCCUUCAUGUCCUUCUCCCAGACACCGCUCUCCAAGAAGAUUGAACAUGCCAACUUUGUCUUCGAUGCCUUCACCACAACCAAGUCCCUCACGACCCCGCAAGCCUCCAAAUCUGGUCUCUUAUUAGAGCUCCAGUAUAAUACCACCACCGCGAACAACGCCACCCUGCUUGGCGCCCAAUUCCUCGCCCACCGCCUCGAGCGCAGCCGCAUCGCUUCCGUGCCGACAGGAGAGCGCACCUACCAUGUUCUCUACUAUCUUCUCGCUGGCACCAGUGUCAACGAGAAGAAGCACCUGUUCCUCGACGCAGUAGGUGGAGAGGGUGCAGGCAACCGCACCUCGCUCGGCUCCAACAAGAGAUGGCGCUAUCUCGGACACCCCACACAGCUCAAGGUCGGCAUUGAUGACUCCAAGGGCUUUGCCGAUUUCAAGGCCGCCCUCCGGAGGCUAGAAUUCGGCAAAGAGAGCAUUGCAGGCAUCUGCGAGAUCAUGGCUACCAUCAUGCACAUUGGUCAGCUUGAGUUCGAGAUGGGCCAAAACACAACUCCUGCGCCUGAUGAGAGCGGUGGAUACUCUCACGAAGGUGGAGAGUCCAUUACGGUUGUCAAGAACCAGGAGUCCCUAGUACCCAUUGCCCAGUUCCUGGGCGUUGCCAUAUCCGAUCUGGAGCAGAGCUUACGGUACAAGUCCAAGACUCUAUACCGCGAGCGCGUUACCGUCAUGUUGGACCCCAAGGGUGCCCGAGCCAAUGCAGAUGAGCUUGCCCGUUCUCUGUACUCGCUCCUCGUCACUUGGGUCAUGGAGCAGAUGAACUCAAGGAUCUCAAUGCCAUCCGAGCAAAUCUCAAACACUGUUUCCAUGGUCGACUUCCCAGGUUUCGCCAACUUCGCCGCCACUGGAUCAUCACUGGACCAGCUCCUCAAUAACACUGCCAACGAGUCCCUCAUCUCGUUCUGCCAAGAGAGCUUUUUCCAACGGCAAAUCCAAGAGCUGGAAGCCGAGGAGAUAUCUCUGCCGCCCAUGGCCUUCUACGACAACACAGCCGUCAAGACCGGCCUUAUGAAGCCCGGCAACGGUCUUCUGAGCAUCCUAGACGACCAGAUGCGCCGUGGCAAGACUGACAUGCAGUUCCUCGAGGCCAUUCGCAAGCGUUUCGACGGCAAGCACCAGGCCAUUGUUCCUGGAAGCUUGACAGUCGUGCAACCCGGCAGCAACUUCCCCACCCCCAACACUUCGCCCACCUUUACCAUUCGCCACUUCACUGGUGACAUCGACUACAGUGUAGAGGGUCUUCUGGAGGAAAACGCUGAGCUCAUCUCUGGCGACAUGAUGCACCUGCUCAAGUCCGCCCAGGCUCCCUUCGUUCAACAGCUCUUUGGACAAGAGGCUCUUCAGAAGAUGACGCACCCCAAGGAGAAGUCAGCCAUCGUCCAGGCUACUGUCAGCUCCAAACCUACACGCCAGCCCAGCAUGGCGAAGCGGAAGGCCGACAAGACUGGUCGAUUCGGACGUCAAUUGAACGUAUUCGACGAGGAUGCCAUUAGUGAUGCAGAGAGCAACAUCUCGGGCACGAAGAAGCCCGGUGAAGCUCAGAAGCAGACUGGUGCCGCAGGCCAAUUCAUCAGCUCAUUGAGGACCAUUGAAUCGACAAUGCGCAAAGCCAACGCCUACUUCGUCUUCUGCUUGAAACCAAAUGACCGAAGGAUCGCGAACCAGUUUGACAGCAAAUGCGUCCGUCAACAAGUUCAGGCUCUGGGCAUUGCCGAGAUCAGCCAACGUCUUCGGGUCGCUGACUUCAGCAUUUUCAUGCCUUUCGCCGAGUUCCUUGGGCUUGCACAAACUGACCUUGCCAUUGUUGGAAGCGACAAGGAGAAGGCUGAAAUGGUUCUCGAUCACAAGCCGUGGCGGGAGAACGAAGUUCGUGUGGGUGCCACUGGUGUCUUCCUGAGCGAGAAGUGCUGGCUCGAAAUCGCCAACGUUUCAAACCUCGCUCCUUACGCUCGUGGGCCGACUGAUUCCAACGACAAUCUGCUUACACCUGAUGCAAACCGAUCGUACGGUGACGUGCGCGCUGGUCUCCUCUCACCCUCGCCUGGUGCUUUUUACGACGACAAGAGCGGUAACUACUUUGGCCAGAGGGAUAUCGAUGCUCGCUCAGAGGCGCCAUCGGGCAUCACAAAUGGCGACAUGUUCCACGGCUUGGAACAGCCCAAGGCUAUCGACGACGAGAAGGCUGCUGAAGCCAAGCUACAAGAGGUCGAGACCAUUCCCACCUCAAGCAGUCGAAAGAGAUGGGUGUUCAUUGUCUACCUCUUGACAUGGCUCAUUCCCGACUUUGCUAUUCGGUACAUCGGACGUAUCAAACGCAAAGACGUACGCAUGGCGUGGCGAGAGAAGUUGGCUAUUAACAUGAUCAUUUGGUGGAGUUGUGCCUUCGUCAUCUUCCUCAUGAUAGGCUUCCCCGCGGUCAUCUGCCCGAAACAACACGUCUACUCUUCUGCCGAACUGACAUCCUUCAACGGCAAGGAUGGAAACGAGGCCUACGUUGCCAUUCGCGGUAUCGUCUAUGACUUGGGAGAGUUCAUCCCUCACCACUAUCCGAGCAUCGUUCCACAGAAGAACCUGGAGAAGUAUGCUGGAAAGGAUGCUACCAAUCUGUUCCCCGUACAAGUCUCUUCUCUGUGCUUGGGCAAGGAAGGAAAGGGAAUCAACCCAGCCGUUCAGCUGAACUACAAGAACUCCAACUACACCGACUCCGCCGUGAACAACCUCAUCAGUACCACCGACAUCAACGCGCAAUACCACGACUUCCGAUCCUUCACAAACGACAGUCGUGGGGAUUGGUGGUUCGAGCAACAGAUGUUCCUCAAGGCCAACUACAUGAAGGGUCGUGUUGGAUACAGCCCCGAAUACCUGAAGACACUUGGAAACAAAGGCAACUCGAUCGCUUACAUGAAUGGUCGUGUAUACGAUUUCACGGAUUACAUCCCUGGUGGUCGUGAGGUCAAGUUCAAGGUCGGCGAAGAGCCUGAUGACAAGAACAUUGAUACUGAUUUCAUGGACCCAAGCGUUGUGGACAUCUUCCGAGUUCAAGCCGGCAAAGACAUCACCAAAUACUGGCAGAACCUCCAGUUGAACGCGCAAACAAAGGCGAACAUGGAGACCUGCAUGAACAACCUGUUUUACGUCGGUGAUCUGGACACCAGAAACUCGGCCAAAUGUCUGUUCGCCAAGUACUUCCUCCUCGCAAUCUCCAUUCUCUUGGUCAGUGUCAUCGGAUUCAAGUUCCUUGCGGCCCUUCAGUUCAGCCGGAAGACCGACCCAGAGAACAUCGACAAGUUCAUCAUCUGUACUGUGCCUGCCUACACCGAAGACGAAGAAUCUCUCCGUCGCGCAAUCGAUUCCGCCGCCAGGAUGAAGUAUGAUGACAAGCGCAAACUACUUGUCAUUGUCUGCGAUGGUAUGAUUAUCGGUCAAGGCAACGACAAGCCCACUCCUCGCAUCGUUCUCGACAUUCUUGGUGUUCCCGAGGCUACCGAUCCCGAGCCUCUCAGCUUUGAGAGUUUGGGUGAAGGUCAAAAGCAGCACAACAUGGGCAAAUGUUACUCGGGUCUCUAUGAGGUACAGGGUCACAUUGUGCCUUUCUUGGUCGUCGUCAAGAUUGGCAAGCCUUCAGAAGUCUCCAAGCCUGGUAACCGCGGAAAGCGUGACUCGCAGAUCAUCCUCAUGCGAUUCCUGAACCGUGUGCACUACAACCUCCCCAUGACACCGCUUGAGCUCGAAAUGCACCAUCAGAUUCGGAACAUUAUUGGAGUCAACCCUACCUUCUACGAGUUCCUCCUCCAAAUUGAUGCCGAUACCGAAGUCGCACCUGACGCCGCCACUCGAUUCGUCGCAGCCUUCCUCCACGACACCCGCCUCCUUGCUAUUUGUGGUGAAACCGCUCUUACCAACGCCAAGUCUUCGUUCGUUACCAUGAUGCAAGUUUACGAAUACUUCAUCUCCCACAACCUGACCAAGGCUUUCGAGAGCUUGUUCGGUUCCGUCACUUGUCUUCCUGGUUGUUUCACCAUGUACCGCAUUCGCGCUGCCGAGUCUGGAAAGCCACUGUUCGUUAGCAAGGAGGUCGUCGAAGCCUACCAAGAGAUUCGUGUCGACACUCUACACACGAAGAACCUGUUGCAUCUAGGAGAAGAUCGCUUCUUGACCACGCUACUUCUCAAGUUCCAUCCCAAGUACAAGACCAAGUACACGAUGCGAGCACACGCCUGGACUGUCGCACCUGACAGCUGGUCCGUCUUCAUGUCUCAACGUCGUCGCUGGAUCAACUCCACUGUGCACAACUUGAUUGAACUGAUUCCGCUCACGCAGCUUUGUGGUUUCUGCUGCUUCAGUAUGCGCUUCAUCGUCUUCAUGGAUCUUCUUUCCACGGUUGUACAACCCGUCAUUGUUGUCUACAUCGGCUAUCUCAUCUACACGCUGGUGUGGUCCCCCGACAUCGUCCCUGUCACUGCGUUUAUUCUUCUUGGUGCCAUCUAUGGUCUGCAGGCUAUCAUCUUCAUCAUCCGACGCAAGUGGGAAAUGAUUGGUUGGAUGAUUAUCUACAUCUUCGCAACACCUGUCUUCGCCUUCGGCCUGCCUUUGUACUCGUUCUGGUACAUGGACGACUUCUCGUGGGGUAACACUCGUGUCGUUGUUGGUGAAAAGGGUCAGAAGGUUCUUGUCACAGAUGAAGGCAAGUUUGAUCCUGCCAGCAUCCCCAAGAAGAGGUGGGAGGAGUACCAGGCGGAGAUGUGGGAGCAGCACACCAUCCGGGAUGACCGCUCCGAGGUGUCAGGAUACACGUACGCCACCAGGAAGCCUUUCGGAGGCGGGUCUGUCGCUGGCUCAGAGUAUGGAGGCAUGACACCAUCUCGCUCCGCGUCUCACCUUGGUCUCCCACGCUACGACAACCACUCACGAUUGAGUCUUGCGCAGAGCGGAUACGGUGCGGACAGCAUGGAAAUGUCGAACCUGCCAAGUGACGAUGCCAUCUUGAUGGAGAUCAAGGACAUUCUAUCCAAGUCUGAUCUCAUGAACGUCACGAAGAAACAGAUCAAGGGCGAACUAGAGCAAAGAUUCGGAUGCGAUCUCACGCUCAAGAAGCAAUUCAUCGGCUCAGCUGUCGAGUCACUGCUCAUCAGCGGCCAGCUCUACUAA
This is a messenger RNA of Alternaria incomplexa, 5529 nucleotides long. RefSeq lists its product as uncharacterized. Gene Ontology annotation, molecular function: ATP binding; chitin synthase activity; cytoskeletal motor activity. Gene Ontology annotation, cellular component: cell septum; myosin complex; cell periphery. The record is from RefSeq and is a predicted model, not a curated record. The transcript is spliced from 3 exons. Bases 1 to 5529 code for a protein of 1842 amino acids. NCBI's taxonomy places the organism in Eukaryota, Fungi, Ascomycota, Dothideomycetes, Pleosporales, Pleosporaceae.